Morus notabilis is the source of this 1622-nucleotide messenger RNA. RefSeq lists its product as uncharacterized. The transcript has 4 exons. Lineage: Eukaryota; Viridiplantae; Streptophyta; Magnoliopsida; Rosales; Moraceae. Bases 357 to 1622 code for a protein of 421 amino acids. The record is from RefSeq and is a predicted model, not a curated record.
UGGUGUGUGGUGGUAGAUGCCAAGAGGGGGCAAUGAUGAGGACACGACUCUUCAUUGGAAUCAAAAGCAGAAGGAGGAGUUGUUGCAACUCCUAGCAGAGUAUAACCGUAACUACCAUGGUCGGAAACCGGUCCAGAAAAAUUGGGAAGAUUGGGCUACUAAGCUACAAAAACAUUUUAAGGAUCCAGUUACGGCGGCCAAGGUUCAACAGAUGCGAGUGCGUCUAAAAGGCAAGUUUGAUAAGGAGGUUAUACUACGUACAACCACAGGCCUUGGUUGGGAUCCUGUGACAGGCGCAGUGACUUGUACGGACGAGUAUUGGGAAGAUUUUGCUAAGAUUUGGCGAACAGGUUGUAAUGUGGAACGGAGGGCCUUCGAACGCGUCGCCUGACAACACAAUAGACGAUGACUCAGAUGAUGACUAUGAGACAGCAGGUGUCGCGGCUAUGCUCUGGUAUUACCAAACCUACGUUGAGAGACCCCCGCCUCAACCUAAGCACACCUCCGCGUUCACAGGUAUUAUGCGUGUUGAUUACUUGCUUGAUGGUCAUGAGGACGUAAUUCGGAAUAAGAUUAGGAUGGGCAGUGACUGUUUUAAGCGACUGAGUUCACUCUUAGAACUUAAGGGAUAUCUGAGACCCACUAGGAAUAUGAACGUGGACGAGCAGCUUUUUAUCUUUCUAUACAUUGUGUCCCAAAGCCAAAGCAAUAGGGAAUCGCAGGAUCAAUGGCAGCAUUCUGGAUCCACAAUUUCCAAAUACUUCGAGGCUGUAUUGGCGGCAAUAUAUAACCUGCGGCAUGAUUUCAUAACACCCCCGAAUUUUAACAUUAUUGAUCCAAUCAUUGCUGCGAGUGGAAGCAAGUAUUUGCCAUGGUUUAAGAAUUGUGUUGGAGCUCUCGACGGGACUCACGUCCCUUGUGUUCCACCAUCAGGUAACCCCGAAGUAUGGAGGAAUAGGAAGGGUUUUUACUCCCAAAAUGUGUUAGGGGUAUGUUCAUUUGACAUGAAGUUUACCUACAUAUUAGCUGGAUGGGAGGGAUCGGCACAUGAUGCGCGCGUUCUUUCAUCCGUAGUGGGGGUACGAGAAAAAAAGUUCCCAACUCCACCGCCCGGUAAAUACUACCUUGUAGACUCUGGCUACGCGAACAACGAUUGUUUCUUGGCGCCGUACCGAGAGAGCACAUAUCACCUUCAAGAGUAUAGGGCAAGACGUGGGCGUCCUCGAACUCAGCGUGAGUUGUUCAAUUACACGCAUUCGUCCCUAAGAAAUGCUAUUGAGCGCACUUUUGGUGUUUGGAAAGCAAGGUUCCGCAUACUCAAGUGCAUAAAUAAUUACCCAAUAGAGAAACAGAUACAAAUUCCUAUUGCUUGUGCUGUGCUUCACAAUUUCAUACAUAUGUACAACAAUAACGAUGAGCUACUGAACCAGUACACACGAGACGGAGUUCCAGUUUUUGAAAUUGAUCCAGAGAAUGCAGAUCAAGAUGUUAAUCAAAAUCACAAUCCUGAUCGCGGAACGGAACAAAAUCAGAACUCCGCAAAUCGUAGACAAAUGAAUAUUUUGAGGGACGAGAUGGCAGCUAGCAUGUGGGCGGCAUUGGAAGCAUAUCGCAAUCGGUAG